UUUAAUGGACUAAUCACAGAAUAGGAUAAAAUUUUACGAUGAAUUGCACAUGCGAUUAUAAGCAGGGAAAUCAGAAACACAUGGACCAUCUCAAUAAAAACCCAAGCAAUGGACAAUCAGGUAAUGAUGAUGUUAUAACAAAUGAAUACAACCCACCUCUGCAACGGAGUAUUAAUGAUAUUAUCAGUAUAGAUAAAGAAGAUGAAAGCUUACAGAAAUAUAAAGAGAAGCUCUUGGGUGAAGCUGUUCAUGGGAAAAAAAUUAUAUUAGAUAAAACCAAUAUGAAUUUUGUUUUGCCAAAGAGUUUAACAUUGAUUGUAGAGGAUAGACCUGACAGAGAAUUAGAUUUAAGUGGGGACUUAUCCAAAAUAAAAAAUGACCAUGUAUUUAUAAAAGAAGGAGCUCAUUAUGCUCUAAAAAUUAAUUUUUAUGUCCAAAGAGAAAUGGUUUAUGGUUUAAAAUAUGUUCAAACAUUUUCCCGAAAGGGAAUUAAAGUCGACAAAACGGUGCAUAUGAUCGGUUGUUAUGGACCCAAAAACGAUUUACAACAUUACACAACGCCCAUUGAAGAAGCCCCAUCCGGGUUAUUGGCUAGGGGAACAUAUAACGUUAAAUCCAUAUUUAUUGAUGACGAUAAAAGGGAACAUUUGCGAUGGGAGUGGGUUUUAGAGAUCAAAAAAGAUUGGGACGAAUGUUGCGGCUAAAAAUCAAAUCAUAUUAUUUUAGUUUUACACUUGAUUUAAAAGAUCAAUUGUAUAAGCUUUUUCGCGCGCUUAUAUCUUCAUAUUAUGCAAUUAUUAAUUGAAUUGAACUAUCUUUUUACCAAUUAUUUUAUCAUGUCGAAUUAUAUAUGUAAAUUUAUUUAAUAUUUAUAUGUAUAAAUUUUUAAUUAAGCUAAUCAAAUAAUCUCAACCACGGCUCAAUAUUAAGCAAUCAUUUUCAUUUAUUUUAUUUAUAUUUAAUAAUAAACAACUAAUUCAGAUAAAAGAGUUAU
This is a messenger RNA of Gordionus sp. m RMFG-2023, 994 nucleotides long. RefSeq names its product rho GDP-dissociation inhibitor 1-like. The coding region runs from base 39 to 704 and encodes 221 amino acids. Gene Ontology annotation, molecular function: protein binding; Rho GDP-dissociation inhibitor activity. NCBI's taxonomy places the organism in Eukaryota, Metazoa, Nematomorpha, Gordioida, Chordodea, Parachordodidae. The record is from RefSeq and is a predicted model, not a curated record. The transcript is spliced from 4 exons. Gene Ontology annotation, cellular component: cytoplasm; membrane; cytosol. Gene Ontology annotation, biological process: Rho protein signal transduction.